Arvicola amphibius (Eurasian water vole) is the source of this 870-nucleotide messenger RNA. RefSeq names its product protein ZNF783. Bases 1 to 870 code for a protein of 289 amino acids. Lineage: Eukaryota; Metazoa; Chordata; Mammalia; Rodentia; Cricetidae. Gene Ontology annotation, biological process: regulation of DNA-templated transcription. The record is from RefSeq and is a predicted model, not a curated record. The transcript is spliced from 6 exons.
AUGGCUGAAGCGGCGCCCGCCCGGCCAGAUGGAGAGAAGAGCUCAUACCUCUACUCCACAGAGAUCACACUGUGGACUGUGGUGGCAGCCGUUCAGGCCUUGGAGAAGAAAGUGGAUUCUUGCCUGGCUCGCCUGCUGACUUUGGAAGGACGCUCAGGGACAGCCGAGAAGAAGCUGGCUGACUGUGAGAAGACAGCUGUGGAGCUCAGCAACCAGCUGGAGGGCAAAUGGGCCAUGCUGGGAACCCUGCUGCAGGAGUACGGGCUGCUGCAGCGGCGGCUGGAGAACGUGGAGAACCUCAUGCGCAACCGGAACUUCUUGAUCUUGCGGCUUCCCCCUGGCAGCAAGGGCGAGGUCCCCAAGGUGCCUAUGACCUUUGAUGACGUGGCUGUGUAUUUUUCCGAGUUGGAGUGGGGCAAGCUGGAGGACUGGCAGAAGGAGCUCUACAAGCACGUGAUGAGAGACAACUAUGAGACGCUGGUCUCCCUGGAUUAUGCCAUCUCCAAACCCAACAUCCUCACCCGGAUAGAGAGAGGAGAAGAGCCUUGUCCUGCAGGCCCCUGGGGCCAGAAGGGGAGUGAGGAGGAGACAACAUGCCCAAGGAAACCAAACACUGGAAUUCCUCUGAGUCCAGAGCAUGCCUCAAGUCCAGCCAGCCCUGCCUUAGAGGAGCCAAAAGAAAGGCAAGCACCUAAGCAGCAACAGCAGCCGCAGCAAGAGGAAGCAAGAGUUAUUCCACCUGAGACAGACACUGGAAUUCCAGCCAGCACCAGCACUUUACCCAUCAAACAGGAGGGAGAAUCUACAGAGGGAGAAUUUCCACCCUCCCCUCCCCCAGACAGCCUGCCGUCUGUGGGACCAGGUGAGUGA